This is a messenger RNA of Acomys russatus (golden spiny mouse), 1440 nucleotides long. RefSeq names its product dual specificity phosphatase 2 (gene Dusp2). NCBI's taxonomy places the organism in Eukaryota, Metazoa, Chordata, Mammalia, Rodentia, Muridae. Gene Ontology annotation, cellular component: nucleus; cytoplasm. The record is from RefSeq and is a predicted model, not a curated record. Gene Ontology annotation, biological process: protein dephosphorylation; negative regulation of MAPK cascade; endoderm formation. Gene Ontology annotation, molecular function: MAP kinase tyrosine/serine/threonine phosphatase activity; protein tyrosine/threonine phosphatase activity. Bases 135 to 1205 code for a protein of 356 amino acids. The transcript is spliced from 3 exons.
UCGGAGUACUUAAGGCCGGGAGCGACAAAGCGCUCCUAGAGUCGACAGCUCUAGCCACACAGUCCCCGCGCCGUCGCCGGAGCGGAGGAAGGGCGAGUCGAACCAGAGGACCGCAGGGAGCAGGACGCUUUACGAUGCCGAUCGCCAUGAGGCUGGAGGCAGCGCGCGAGCUGGAGUGCGAGGCUCUGGGCACGCUGCUGCGGGAGCCGCGGGAGGCCGAGCGCACGCUGCUGCUUGACUGCCGCCCGUUCCUGGCCUUCUGCCGGAGCCACGUGCGCGCCGCACGACCUGUGCCUUGGAACGCGCUGCUGCGGCGCCGUGCGCGCGGCACACCCGCCGCCGCCCUCGCCUGCCUGCUGCCGGACCGCGCACUGCGGGCGCGCCUGAGCCGCGGGGAGCUGGCUCGCGCAGUGGUGCUGGACGAAAGCAGCGCGUCUGUAGCCGAGCUCCAGCCGGACGGCCCCGCUCACCUGCUGCUAGCCGCACUUCUGCAUGAGGUGUGCGCGGGAUCCACAGCCGUGUGCUUCCUACGAGGCGGCUUCGAAAACUUCCAGGCAUGCUGCCCUGAUCUGUGCUCUGAAGCCCCUGCCCAGGCACUGCCUCCUGCUGGGACCGAAAAUAACAGCUCUGACUCUAAGGCUCCCAUCUAUGACCAGGGUGGUCCUGUGGAAAUUUUACCCUACCUGUACUUGGGUAGCUGCAGCCACUCCUCAGACCUUCAGGGCCUGCAGGCCUGCAGUAUCACAGCAGUUCUCAAUGUCUCGGCCAGCUGCCCCAACCAUUUUGAGGGUCUUUUCCAUUACAAGAGCAUCCCAGUAGAAGAUAACCAGAUGGUGGAAAUUAGUGCCUGGUUCCAGGAGGCUAUUGACUUCAUUGGUAAGGGAGCCUCAGCCCAGGGAUGUGUGGCUACUGUCGGGGAGAAGGUAGAGGGGCAGCUGUUUCCUCUGUCCAUCAUCCUGUCUGACUCCUCCCUCCCCACUUCCUUUUCAGACUCUGUCAAGAACAGUGGGGGCCGGGUGCUGGUGCACUGCCAAGCUGGCAUCUCUCGCUCAGCCACCAUCUGCCUGGCAUACCUGAUUCAGAGCCACCGAGUACGGCUGGAGGAGGCCUUUGACUUUGUUAAGCAGCGACGGGGAGUCAUCUCCCCCAACUUUGGUUUCAUGGGGCAGCUGCUGCAGCUUGAGACCCAGGUGCUGUGCCACUGAGGCUAACCCCACCCCAUGGCACUGGCUCUCGUGGACUCCUGGGGGAAGCUACUGGGACUCUUGGCUGGGCUCCUCUCUGGCCUAGCUCAUCUCUCACCUUGUCCUCAAGUUGGGGUGCUGGAAAGCCAGAAUGAUGGCUUUUCUGAUAUGGUGCUCUUCUGAGGGGUGGGGUUUAAGGGCUGGCCCUUAUUAAGGGAUGGGGCAGAUAGGAUAUUUGCUCUCCCUUCCCCGCCUC